Salvelinus namaycush (lake trout) is the source of this 2279-nucleotide messenger RNA. RefSeq names its product clathrin interactor 1-like. The transcript has 12 exons. Gene Ontology annotation, cellular component: endosome; plasma membrane; clathrin vesicle coat. Gene Ontology annotation, molecular function: phospholipid binding; clathrin binding. Bases 233 to 2062 code for a protein of 609 amino acids. NCBI's taxonomy places the organism in Eukaryota, Metazoa, Chordata, Actinopteri, Salmoniformes, Salmonidae. Gene Ontology annotation, biological process: endocytosis. The record is from RefSeq and is a predicted model, not a curated record.
AAUGAAGCAGGUUGCUUUUCUUUAACUUUUAGGCCAAAAUGAUUUUUUCCCCAAACACAACCUGGGUGAGCUACACUGACGUAUAGAGGACGUCUCCCGUAGUAACUUGCCCACAGAGCUGGCUAGUGGAAGGGACUCGGAAUUCUGUUGUCGGUGACACAAGUCCAUCUGUGGUUGGAAACGGACUGGACGACGCAUUAUUGAGGCGGCGAGCCACUGAUAGAGCGUUUACAUGCUAAAUAUGUGGAAAGUCAGGGAAAUGGUGGAUAAAGCCACUAACGUGGUGAUGAACUACUCUGAGAUCGAGUCCAAGGUGCGAGAGGUCACCAACGAUGACCCCUGGGGUCCCUCUGGACAGCUCAUGGGAGAGAUCGCCAAGUCCACGUUCAUGUACGAGCAGUUCCCUGAGGUCAUGAACAUGCUGUGGACCAGAAUGCUGAAGGACAAUAAGAAGAACUGGAGAAGAGUUUACAAGGCCUUACUACUAUUGGCAUAUCUCAUCAGGAACGGAUCGGAGCGAGUUGUCACCAGCGCGAGGGAACACAUCUACGACCUUCGCUCCUUAGAAAACUACCAUUUUGUUGAUGAGAAUGGGAAGGACCAGGGCGUCAACGUGCGUCAGAAGGUGAAGGAGAUGGUGGAGUUUGUUCAGGAUGACGACCGGCUCCGGGAGGAGAGGAAGAAGGCCAAGAAAAACAAGGACAAGUACAUCGGCGUGUCCUCAGACAGCACUGGAGGAGGAGGAUUCAACAAGACCAGCUCGGGGGAAAUGUUUGACUCUGAGCCCAAGGGGAAGUGGGAUGAGGACUGGGACAAGAGCAAAGGAGCCUUCCCCUUCAGUGAGAAGCUGGGAGAAAUCAGCGACAAGAUCGGCAGCACCAUCGACGACACUAUCAACAAGUUCCGCAAGAAUGAGAGGGAUGACUCGCCCGACAGAACCAGUGACAACGAGGAGAACAGGGUAUCGCGGAACGGCCGGCCGGUGUCGGGGUCAGGGAAGCUGUCGGAGUUCAGAGACGAGGAGGAGACUGUUACGACCACGAGCAUCCAGAUCAGCCAUGCAACGGAGACUACCACCACACGCAAACGGGCCGGUAUCCGCUCCAAAACCGUGGACCUGGGGGCCGCUGCACACUACACAGGGGAAAGGGGCAGGCUGGACGCAGACAACGUAAAGACGUCUGUUAGCCAGUCUUCAAGCUGUGGCCUUGCAGACCUUCUUAUGGUGGACUCUGAGUCCAGUCAGACUGCACCAGCAGGUGGCAGUUCAGACCUCCUCUGUGGUUUUGCUGACUUCUCCUCCCCAGCUGCCUCAGCCAGUCUCCCUUCAUCAGCCGGGCCAGGGUCCAGUGGGAAGGGUGAGUUUGGGGAUUGGAAUGCGUUCUCCAGUCCACCGGCCCCCACCCCACCCUCAGCUGACUUAUUUGACCUGAUUGGCUCCAAUCACACCUCCCUCAGCGCCUCCCAAAGCAUGACCUUCUCCAUGUGUGGUACCCAGAGUGUGGGUGUCGCCAACACCGGCCUGCCCAUCUCCAGAUCACAGAACUUUGGACCAAUGCAAGGGGGCUUAUUGCCCCAGCACAUGGAGCUCCAGAAGCCCUGCCUCCCCUCCACAUGGUCAGACCCCAGCGUCAACAUCAGCCUGGACUUCCUGUCUCCUGGUAUGCAGAUGACCACCUGCAAGCCCAGCCUCAACAACAUGUUACAGCAAGAUCCCCUGCUUUCAGGAGUCCAGCCGCCCAUCAACCUGACUCAGAGUUUUGGAGGCCUGAAUCUGAACAUCCAGGCCACACCCAUCAGACUUUCCACCAACCCCAUGAUGCCCGCCAGUGCCAUGGGCCUAGGCAUGCCUCCCACCAUGGCAACGGGUACCAUGGGGAUGGGCGCCAUGCGAAUGGGAGGAGUGCCUGUCAAUCAGGGAAUUAUGGGAGUGAACAUGGUUGUGGCCCCCGCAGGCACUCUGGGUAUGCCAGGGAUGGGCGUAGGGCAGCCCAUGGUCAACCCUGCCAUGGUGCAACCCAAACAAGAUGCCUUCGCCAACUUCGGCAACUUCGGGAAAUGAGAGAGCUGAAGGAUAUGUGUGGAAGAGUUUUGUUCAGAAUACACCAUUAUGAACGGAAAGCUGCGUACAUGGACUACUUGAGAAAUAUCUAAUGGUGUUACCCUUCAAUCCCUUCUCUUUAUAUACACUGAGUGUACAAAACAUUAGGAACACCUUCCUAAUAUUGACUUGCACUCCCUUUUGCCCUCAGAACAGCCUCAGUUCAUCGGGGCAUGGA